Molecule: messenger RNA, 4416 nt
Organism: Giardia duodenalis
Lineage: Eukaryota; Fornicata; Diplomonadida; Hexamitidae
Exons: 1
Coding region: 1-4416 (1471 amino acids)
Source: RefSeq, a predicted model, not a curated record
AUGCCCCCGCUUGUUUCCCAGUUUGGCCGACAAAGAGCGAACAUGAAUGCAGGAGGCGUGCUUACCACGUACCGGAACGACUAUGAUCCUCGAGCACAGAGUAAAACGAAGCGGCUAACUGGCACAACCGGAGCGACAUAUCAGACGCGACUUGGGACGCGGGUACAGAAUCUGCAGCCAGUUAGAUCAAAACAGCAAGCCACACGCAGGCCAGUUGUCCCUCAACGGAAUACUAUUGCCUCAAACAUCUUCCAGCUCGCAAAUGCUCUCCAAGCGGCCAAAGGAACAGUUGGAACUCCUCGUCGUGAAGCAAAAAGUGUAGGAGAUAGGCCUGCCUAUCAAGUACCGAAGUCUAUUGACAGACGAGCGGCUGCCCGCCGUCAAGAACCGUCAGAUUCAUACAGUGAUUACUAUAGUUACUAUAGCGACUCAUAUCCUUCGGAUUACUUCGAUGACCUUAUCACUAGUCGAUCAGUGUCUCAGCAUGGGGCAAGUGGAAGCAAGGAUACUAGUUUUGCUAUGUUGGAUGACUUAAUCGAACUAAUCAAAGAAACCUCGAUUAGCAGCCAGCACUCUCGUGAUAGUAGAGACAACCCAAGUACAAGGUCAAGGGCUAAGGAGAAAAAGCCUUCAUCUGUUUCUGCGUUCAAACGGCCUGCUAGAGCAUCUCAGCCUAAUUCACGAUCUACUUCCAAAUCAGAUCCAAAAUCACACAAAAAGACGUUUUCUCUUGCCGAAAGUCAACAGGAGGGUAGCGAACACGAGUUCGACAGUGUUAUACACCAAUCUCUUUCAACCUCGCAAAAUAGUAUUAACACCGAGAUAGUUAUUCCAAACACUAAGGUAAGUAGAGGGUCGAUGAAUUUCAUAGAGCAUAACAGAAUGAUGGCAGUACAUCCAUACAAUGCCGCAAACAGUAGUAAGAAAGACUCUGCUCUCAGCUCUGGACAAGAGAAGCGCAGCUCUUACAUGGAGAAUGGGCUGGCCGGAUCUACAACCGGAUUUAUCAACGAGUCACGUAGGCACCAACAACUUAAACGGAAACAGGUCCAAGAUACCCAUUCUAAUGAGGAUAAAUCGAACAAAAGGCAUCACAGUACCGGAACACCUGACCUGUCUAUAAUCACUGGAUCGGCAGGCUCAUUGGCUGCCCCACUGAUAUCCUCUGCCAUUGCGACGUCUGGAGGCGCAGAUCUAUCUGUUGGUGUAGGAUCUCACGCUAUGACGUCUUCUUCAGCCCCUUUAAUGCUAGAAAAUAAGGAUUUGCAAGCCAACUAUUCUGAAACUCAAGGCCGCAACGGCCUCACUGAUAAGCCUGCCCGGAGAUAUAUGUUGCUGAAGGAUUCUGAGAGGUACAGGCUCACUGUGCAGCAGCAACAGCAAAUGAUACAACCUAACGCCCAACAGCCAGUGCUCUCACACUCUGCGUUACUAGCAUCUGGAGGACCUGCCGGGGAGUCUGGCGAAAAGGCUAAUGCUAGCAACUCCGGGUUAUCUAUACGCGCAACCCCCAAUAGCUCUGCGGUGGUGGUACCUCACCAGCUUCCAGGAGAGACGCCAUUACCAAAGUAUAUAACGACCGCCAAUGAUGCAUUCAAUUUGUUCAGAGAAAAGUACCGCAAUCUUAAGCAAGAAAAGAAAACGCUUGAAAAGGAGCUAACUGAACUGAGAGCUACUUUGGAAGCAGAAAGAUCUGAGCUUAUUGCUGCAAGACAGCAAAUUAGGCAUCUAGAAAGCACAAAGGCAGAGAUGAGAAACGAGUUUCGGGCCAUUUUAGACGAGAAGGAAAAGAUCAUCUAUCAGCUCAACACUACAGUUGACCAAGCCCACAGAAUAGCCAUCGAUAGGUCCCUCCUUGACAGAUCGUCAGCGGAUGGAGGGGACAUUAAGUUAUCAGCCCAGCCACCAGUUGAUACAGAGGCGAUCUAUCGUGAAGCUUACGAACAAGCAAAAAUAGAGCUCUUACGAGAGCUUAGGCAAGAUCUGUCUGUGGAGCUAGAGCAACGGAGAACAAAGCAUCGUGGCAAGGACGGGGACAUAGAAUUGGCGCUUUCAAAUUUGGUAACAAAUAAGCAAUACAGCGAGAACACUGUAGCAAGAACUAAGGAACCCGCCAAGCCCAUUGUGUCCCGGAUUUCCAAUGAGUCGUCCGACAUAGACUACCUAAAGAAGGGAAAGAAGCCUACUCUUGCCACGAGAAGUGGGUGUACCCAGGAACGGAAUAGCUUUGAUAGUGAGAAGAAGGAUGAGGCCGAUAAGAGCUCCGAAGAGGUAUUGCCAAGCAGGUCGCCACUUAUCACCAUCCCAGUUUCUACCCCAAUCACUUCUAAGUCGACUGGCUCCACAACAAAAGCUGUGAAGGAGCUCACUGCCCAGGCCCUUAUUGUAUCAGAACGAGAUCAGAGCGCACAAUCUGGAGAGUCAUCACCUAUGACUUUGUCCCCGGAUAUAUACAAGGAUCCUCUCCGUGGCAUUUCCUUGCACUCUAAGCCACUGCCACCACCUGAUGGCAAUACCUUUGCUGAACUGCAAGAAGAUGUCCAUGAGCUUCCUGAGGUUGAUAAUAAAAUUAACUCUGUAGACGGAUCCAAUGCAAUCACUACUGUUGUUGCAUUACAAAAGGAAACAGUCUUCACUGAGGCCAAUGCUGUAUGUGCUUUAGAGAAUCUUCAAGUUAAGGAGUUUGCACAUAUUCCAGACACCACUGUUAGCGAAGAACCUCACGCAGAGGAGAAGCUACACGCACAUCUCGAAGAGCCAGUUCUUCCUGAAGAAAAAGAAACUUAUUUAGCAACUUCGGUUCCGCGUCUAUCUUCAGAAAAAUCAUUGAAUAAUCAUUUACUAGAUAAAGAGAUACACAACGUAAAGAAUACAAGAGAGGACAAGCUGGAGGGACAAUUGAAUUCGACAUCAGAGCCACAGCUGGACUCAGAGGUUUGCAGUAAAGCUGACCAUGCGCUCGAUGAGAAACAGGUUGAUGAUGCUCCUCAGAUGCAAACGCAGACACACGUAAGGCCGUUAGAACAUGAGGCGUUUGCUCCUACUGACCAUAUAAACCAACAAGACACAGCAGUGUGCGAAAACGGACCCUCGGAGGUGAAUAUCGAAGAGCUUACUGAUCUUAUGCCAGCAAUAACCCUGCCAAGCAAUGACAGAGCCAGAUUACUCAGCACAGAGAAGCCAGAGAUAAAAGAACAAGAAAGCAACGAAGCCAAAAGAGAGGAGCAAAACGAGCUACCCCAACACACGAAUGUGGAGAGUCAUAUGGAUAUAGAGACAAAAUCAGCAGGUGUUACUGAAAGCAUCAAUGUACUGGAUGCAUCGACGCUCAUGUCAGGAGUUGUCCCUGAUAUUUCGGAAAUACUUGCUGAUCAUACAAUCCAGAAUCUAAGCAUGCUCCCAACGCCGUCUGGGGUCUCGUUCAUGCCACGAACAGAGGAGCACACAGGCUCAGAGGUUGCACUUCGGGACGAUGGAUCUGCUUAUAUGGAGUUGACUGCAGCUAUUGAUAACAUCAUUGACGACUCAUACUAUGGAAACUUCAUUGUAAUAUUUAUGAAUAUGUCUGAGUACCCUGAAGGUGGGGAGACACUUUGCCAAUUGGGAGUUAACAUGGCCAACUGCAUUUAUGCAAAUGCUAGUAUAGAGCUCAAUGCAAUCAGUCAAUUCGAGCCAUUGUCAAAAGAACUACUAGAACUGGUGCAUGAUCAGCACAGUGUCUUGUGGUCAAUGUCCUACUACACAGCAAAGGUGUUACUAGCAUACUUCUGUGCAUUUGGAACAGACACCCUAGAGCUUAUUACUGCAAUAGCACCAGACUUUGCCGUCGUGCUCACCGAAGUCUCUCCAGAUAUGGGCGAAGGUUUUGCAAACGAGUGUCAUGUUCUUGGGGCUCUUCUCAGUCUAAUUGCAAGCUUAGGGGUCCUUUGCACAGAGGGCGACUUGGCCAGUUUUGUACAGGCGUCUCAGACGUUACUAAAUCUAAUGAAGAUAGACGACUGUCCUAUCUAUCUAUACCCUAUUCCUGUGACCAUAGUGAUUUGCAUUGAGGUGCUACUGACCAAUGGAUACUUCUUGCCAUUGGAGGCAGAUGACGACACUAAGGAUGAGGCAUCUAUUUUGCAAGAGAACGUCACAGAAGUCGUUGCUACGACCCUGGUGAAGUUAUGCAAGAAAUACCUAAACCAAGUGCAAGCGGGCGACAGUGACGAAUUCCUCCCAGAGCAGCAUGAACUAUGCAACAUAGCUUGCCUCAUGCAAUCAACGAUUCUUUUGCAGCGCGAGGUUAGAUUAAAACCGGAAUUGUUAGAAAAUGUGCAGGCUGUAUUCGAAGGUGUCGCACAGUCAACUCGGGCACUUGCUAGUGUUCCAGGCUUGUCUCAAUACUACGAGGUAGUUAGCUCCAGCAAAUCAUAA